Guillardia theta CCMP2712 is the source of this 1293-nucleotide messenger RNA. RefSeq lists its product as hypothetical. The record is from RefSeq and is a predicted model, not a curated record. The transcript is spliced from 10 exons. The coding region runs from base 1 to 1293 and encodes 430 amino acids. NCBI's taxonomy places the organism in Eukaryota, Cryptophyceae, Pyrenomonadales, Geminigeraceae.
AUGGUGAUGCAACGUGCCGUCCGAGAAGCGCGGGCGAGGAUCGAACAGAACCGAUUCGGGGAGAGUGAAGCUCUGGAACAGAAGGUGAAAUCUAUGACACGACAUUUCCUUAAGACUGCGGAGAAGGAGCCGAAGCUCAAGUCGAGGCCAUCAUGGGGUAAUGUCAUGAAGAAGACUAGCGACCCGGUGUUCAUGGCGCCAGGAUGGAUCAAGGAGAGCGUUGUGAUCGAGUCCAUGGCAGCGCGGAUCUUCUCGCUGCAGACACGUUUGGAGAACGAGCAGAGGAAAUCAGAGCGGCUGAUGAAUUUACAAACCAUGGUGGGCGACCCAAAAGAGCACUCUUUCAAGCCGAAGAAGCAAUCCGUUGCGAGCUAUGCAAGCGAUAGGAGGAAUGCCUUCAACACGUCACAAGCCUUCUUUCAAGCUUGGAAGACCGUCUGCCUGCAGAGUAAACUGAAGAGCAAGGAGGAUCAGAUCGGGGAGGCGUCAAGGCGGGCAAAGAAGUUCGAAGAAGAUUGUUACUGGUUUGACUUCACCGACAAGUGGGCCAACAAGAUUGACUCGAUCCUGAGGACACAGCGAGGAGGCGAGCAGGAGCUGAUGAUGUUCGACGAGGGGGGGGAGAGGACGAGAGGACGAGAGCAGUACAUGUGGUCGUGGCUGAAAGAAGCUCCUGUCCUCUCGCUGCCUAUCAAGCUUCCGGACAGCAUCGUUGUAAGGACUGCGAACCCAACUCACGAAUUCUGCCGGGUAAGGACGAUGCUGAUCUAUCUGCAAUCGGAGGGGUUCACGUUUGUGGUUCGGGCAGACAGUCACUCCGUCAUUCUUACAGAGCUCAAGUUGGCCUCCUCCUCCUCCUCCUCCUUCUCCUUCUCUGCAUCCCAGCGUUCCAAGAUUAUGAUCAAGGCGUCCAAGGUUUCUCCGGCGGACAAUUCAACCCCUUCCUCCCUGUCAUCUUUCUCUCCCUUGAGCAUAGACGCUAGCAGCUGCCUGCCAGCGUUCAACCUCCUUGACGACGAGCCCAGUUACGGCUCCAUCCUUAUCAGACAAGGCGUCAAGAUCCCUGCUCGCUCGCAGAGGACGAUAUUCGUUGGAUCGAGCUCCGGUUGUUUUGCUGUUCGUGGGAACAAGAAACCAUGGGAGGUGGUGGACAGAGACGCGAAGGGAUUUGUCGACAUUCUCCCGGGCAAGGCAAUAGAUGUCGAUGAAUCGAAGGCGAUCAAGCUGGGUAUGAGAGAGAAAGUCGUAUGUUUCUGCGGGGAGCUUGUCUUCAAGUUCGACGUGUCGUCAUGA